Molecule: messenger RNA, 2296 nt
Organism: Felis catus (domestic cat)
Lineage: Eukaryota; Metazoa; Chordata; Mammalia; Carnivora; Felidae
Product: olfactory receptor 51I1
Exons: 1
Coding region: 839-1783 (314 amino acids)
Biological process (GO): G protein-coupled receptor signaling pathway
Cellular component (GO): membrane
Molecular function (GO): G protein-coupled receptor activity; olfactory receptor activity
Source: RefSeq, a predicted model, not a curated record
UACACCCGGAAGUUUGGUUAUAGAAUUUAUCAAAGGUUAGGGUUUCCUGUGUGAACGUGAAAGACAAGCAUAGAGAAGAUGAAGAUACCACUCCUAGUGUGAGUAGGUCAGAGAAAAAGUGAGGAGAGGCUCGUAGACGAAUAGACCAGAAUCAUAUGGAAGACUUAUUGAGACUCUGAGAGCAAGUACAUGGGCAUGAGAAGGUAGGCGAGGUGGAAGCUGGAAGUCUAUGGUAAUAAUGAAAAAAAUGGAAUUUAAGAUUUCAGAGGUGGAACCGUUUCUUGUGAUGACACAUUCAGGGUGUGCCAUGGGAUUGUGAGCACGAGGAGAAGUCCGAGUACAGCUUAUUGAAGCUAUACGUGUACAACAGUAGAGGCUUCAUCUGCACCAUUGACCACAGGGCUCCCAAAGACAUGGUGGUGUUUCUUUUCCCCCGUUUAUCUUAAUUUCUGUUUGUUCCACAUUUCCAGAAUAUGGCUUCUGGGGUGAGACCAGAGAUGGGAAGGCAUGAUGCACUUUAAGGGGAAGAUUAGGGAGCAUCAUUCCAGUUGUCUCCUACCCUGUUGCUUUGCCACAUCAUGGGCCCUCACCUGAUCAUCACACCUUCAUGGAGUUCCUACUAUGGCUCAGACAGGGUGCUGGGCCCUGAUGAUACAGAAAUUAUUAGAACCCAGUUAAUGUCUUCAAAGAGCUCUGAUGGGAGAAGCAGGAACAUAGAUAAACUCUUUCAAUCUCUAACCUUUUGUGUUGGAGACAGGAUGUCUGAAAGAAAGUGAAGAACCCCCCCAAUAUAUCUUCAGGGGCUUAUCCCCCAUCUGCACUCUCCCACCUGCCUGCCAUGUUGGGUGUCAAUGGUACCCCCUUCCAGCCAGCCACACUCCAGCUCACAGGCAUUCCUGGGAUGCAGACAGGCCAUGCCUGGGUUGCCCUGGUUUUCUGCAUCCUCUACCUGAUUUCCAUCAUAGGCAACCUCAGCAUCCUCGCUCUGGUGGUUCAGGAGCCUGCUCUGCACCAGCCCAUGUACUGCUUCCUCUCUAUGCUCUCUCUCAACGAUCUGGGAGUGUCCUUGUCUACACUUCCCACUGUGCUUGCUACCUUCUGCUUCAACCACCGCCAUGUUGGCUUCGAUGCCUGCUUGGUCCAGAUGUUCGUCAUCCACACUUUCUCUUUCAUGGAAUCAGGCAUACUGCUGGCCAUGAGCUUUGAUCGUUUUGUGGCUAUUUGUGACCCACUGCGCUAUGCCACUGUGCUCACCAACAGCCGCAUCCUGGCUAUGGGUCUGGGCAUCCUCACCAAAAGUUUCACCACUCUUUUCCCUUUCCCCUUUUUGGUAAAACGGCUGCCCUUCUGCAAGGGCAAAGUUCUGCAUCACUCAUACUGCCUCCAUCCAGAUCUCAUGAGAGUGGCGUGUGGAGACACCCAUGUUAACAACAUCUAUGGACUUUUUGUGGUCAUUUUCACCUAUGGUGUAGACUCAGCGUUCAUCCUGCUUUCUUAUGCAUUGAUCCUCAGAGCCGUGCUGGCCAUCGCAUCUCAGGAGCAGCGGCUCAAGGCAUUCAACACCUGCAUGUCACACAUCUGUGCAGUGCUGGCUUUUUAUGUGCCCAUAAUUACUGUCUCCAUGAUCCACCGCUUCUGGAAGAGUGCCCCACCUGUUGUUCAUGUCAUGAUGUCCAAUGUCUACCUGUUUGUACCCCCCAUGCUCAACCCCAUCAUCUACAGUGUGAAGACAAAGGAGAUACGCAGAGGGAUCCUCAAAGUCCUCUAUAAAUCCCAGAGCUGAGGAAGGCUACUGAGGGAAAGGACUUGGACUUGUUUGCCAGCUUGAGGAAUGCUGAGACACAGGAGGGGAACCAGGACCUUGAUAGUUGUGAAUACAGAACGAAUAAAAGAACAGCUGACUCAAUAAAAUGACCUAAAUAUGUGUUGAUCAUUCACCAUGUGAAAAAGCUAGUGCCAGUCACUAAGAAUGUUAUGAUGGUGAACGAGGUGAAUUGUUAAGUAAGAGAUAGACAUAUCAAGGAAAAAGCAUAUAAAAGAGUAACAGAUGCCCUGAAAAAUGUUUGACAUAUGGAAACAAUGGAAGUUUUACAGAGGAAAUAGGCUGAACACAAAUAAUUCUACUACCACCUAGAGUGGGGGAAAUAAUAAACAUUGGAGACAAAAUUCUGUAAAGGCUUGGUGCUUCAUGUGAGAAAGAGGACCCGUUUGGUUUGUGGAGGUCAAGUUAAGUGUGUGUGUGUGUGUGUGUGUGUGUGUGUGUGUGUGAAGUAGUUUGUGAAAGAUGAGAGGUAAG